Molecule: messenger RNA, 3345 nt
Organism: Periophthalmus magnuspinnatus
Lineage: Eukaryota; Metazoa; Chordata; Actinopteri; Gobiiformes; Gobiidae
Gene: prkg3
Product: protein kinase cGMP-dependent 3
Exons: 22
Coding region: 28-2085 (685 amino acids)
Biological process (GO): protein phosphorylation
Molecular function (GO): cGMP-dependent protein kinase activity; ATP binding
Source: RefSeq, a predicted model, not a curated record
UGUUUUUUUUUCUUCUACCUGAUUUGUAUGAAGAUUGCAGAGAUGGAGAAACAAAUUGAAGAUCUAAAGCAACAACUAGAAAAACAAUGUUUAAUCAAUAAAGAGCUGCAAAGACAAAACAAAGACUUAGAAAAACGUCUUAAAGAGAAAGAGAAACUCCUGCAGCAACUACAAAGCCAUGAUUCAGUUGAUUCAGAGUUUCCAGGACAGAGUGGGAAUGAGGUGCAAGAGUUUAGAAAAAGCCGAGCUGCAGUUAUAGCUCCUGAACCCAUCCCAGAGACUUUGGAAAUCUCACGCACCAGAGUGAAGAAAAACGCCACGGAAACCAGUCUGAUCGUCAAAGCCAUACAGAAGAAUGACUUUCUGAAGAGACUGGAUGAGGAGCAGACAGCCAUGAUGGUGGAGCUACUGGUGCUCUUAAAGUUCAACCCCGGAGACGAGGUCAUCAGAGAGGGCUCUGAGGGGGACAGCAUGUACAUUGUGGCAGCUGGUGAUUUACAGGUGACCCAGGCUGGACAGGACCUUCGCACUCUGAUCACUGGAGAUGUUUUUGGGGAGUUAGCAAUCCUUUACAACUGUAAAAGGACAGCCACAGUCAAAGCAAAGACAGCCGUGCGUUUGUGGUGCAUGGAGAGGCAGACCUACAGGACCAUCAUCACCAAUAAGUCCAAAAAGAAACGGGAGCAGCUCAUGAGUUUCCUGAAGACAGCUCGCACUUUGAAGGACCUAAAUGAUGUCCAGUUAUCCAAAAUUAUUGAUUCAAUGGAGGAAAUGAAGUACCAAGACAAAGACAUAAUAGUACGAGAGGGUGCUGAGGGAAAUGCCUUCUACAUCAUUCUUAAAGGCGAGGUGCUUGUGACGAAGAACGUGAAUGGGCAUCAGAAGCAGAUCCGCAGAAUGGGAAAAGGGGAGCAUUUCGGAGAGCAGGCCCUUAUACGUGAGGUUUUGAGAACUGCCACAUGCACUGCCGAUGGCCCUGUCACCUGCUUCUCCAUCGAUAAGGAGGUGUUUGAAGAGACUAUUCCAAUUGAACAACUGGAACUUUUUGAUGACUCCAAAGUCAUGCAACAGGACACAGAAGUCCCAGAAAAAUCCAGUCCCAGCUCUACAUUGAGAUUCAAGGAUCUCGUUCCAGUGUUGUACCAGGAGGGUCGUUACCAGGGCGACCCGGUGACUCUGGGGGUCGGAGGAUUUGGACGUGUUCAGCUUAUGACCACAGUGAAUCAUGGAAAAUACUAUGCCAUGAAACGGGUCAGUAAGAAGCAGAUAGUUGCUAAGAGACAAGAGGAGCACAUGUUGUUUGAGAAAAAGAUCCUAAAGGCUAUCCAGUGUGACUUCAUUGUCAGACUUCAUGCAGCUUUCAAAGACACAAGAUACAUAUACAUGGUGAUGGAGUUUUGUGGAGGCGGGGAGGUGUGGACCAAGCUGAAAGAAGUAGGACGUUUUGAUGAGUCCAUCUCUAUCUUCUGCACGGCAUGUGUGGUGGAGGCCUACGCAUACCUCCAUAAGAAGAACAUCAUGUACCGAGACCUAAAGCCAGAGAACCUAAUGUUGGACAUCAAAGGCUAUGUUAAACUGGUAGACUUUGGUUUUGCUAAGGAGUUGAAUCGUGGAGACAAGACAUAUUCCUUUGUAGGCACUCCUGAAUACAUGGCACCAGAAAUUAUUCGAAACCAGGGACAUGACUUUGCUGUAGAUUUUUGGUCUCUGGGAAUAUUGAUUUUUGAGCUUCUAGCAGGAAGCCCUCCCUUUUCGAGUUCAGAACCUCAGAAGAUUUAUGCCAAGAUUCUCGAUGGGGUGUUCAAGUAUCCUCCUUAUUUAAGUGAAGCAGCCAAGUCCAUUAUCAGUAAGCUGUGCAGGCCGCGACCAGGUCAGAGGUUAGGAAACACCAAGAAUGGAAUCAAAGAUGUCCGACAUCACAGAUGGUUCAGCAGCAUGAACUGGCACAAGCUGCGCGUGGGACAGCUCGAGGCUCCCACGGUCCGACUCGUACGUAAGGGCCCCUGCUACAUCAACUUUGAUCGUUUUCCACAUGACCAAACAAAAGCUGAUGAGGAGUUUUCGGGAUGGGACAAGGACUUCUAAUCUUUUCAUUUCAACAACAGCUGGACUUGACAGAUUUUUACUUUUUACCCAGUUAGAUUCCCCCAAAUGCGAAGUAUCCCAAUGACCCAUUGCCAGUAUAAGAUGAACGCAAAUACACAUUUAUAAUAAUGCUUUUUAUUACCAACUGUUGGCUACUAUUGGCAACUACAAGGCUCAUACGGUUGACUGCAUACAGGCUUGCUUAUUGGACAGGCCACCACAUGUCUACCUGGAGAUCUUGCUUUGCAUGGAAUGUUCCAAAGUAUGGCAUUAAAGUGUUGCCACCAGGCCAAGUUACAAGUUAGGUCACUUCCAUCAAGAAUGCAUGUUUUUAAAGGUAUUUUUGGACAAUACAAAUUUGAAUAAAUGACUGACUGACAUACAUACAUACAUACAUACAUACAUACAUACAUACAUACAUACAUACAUACAUACAUACAUACAUACAUACAUACACACACACACACACACACACACACACACACACACACACACACACAUACAUACAUACAUACAUACAUACAUACAUACAUACAUACAUACAUACAUACAUACAUACAUACAUACAUACAUACACACACACACACACACACACACACACACACAUACAUACAUACAUACAUACAUACAUACAUACAUACAUACAUACAUACAUACCUCAGAACAUUCCAGGCAAAGCAAUAUAAUCUCUGUGAACACAAAACUCCACACCAAAAAUAAGUUGCUGACAGAUACUAAAAAAAUUCUGUUACCUAGUGAUCUAGGCCCUGUGUAUUGGCUUUUUUUUUAACUGGAAGUAUCAAAAUGACUACUCUGAACAUAUCUGACUAAACUGACUGUCCUGCAGCAGUUGCUUCCUGUUCACGCCUCUGUCUUCCCUCAUGAGGCUGGUUUUCCACAUCAGAAAACCUCCACAUGAAAGCACGCGGGGCAUCAAAGAAGAGAAGACACAGAUGUUUCCCUCCCGUACAAAACUACUACACCAGCAAGUGCAUUCAGAGCACCCAACGUGAACUGUAUCUCAGAAGAUGAACUGAAUGAACUGCAGAAAAGUUUCCAAAUGGGCUGCCUGUACAAUCAAAAUACAUUCUUCAUUUUUCUCACUGAAAUCUGCACAAAAUUCAGCUGUAGAUGGCUUGAUGAAUAAUGUCCUUGAAUUAUUCAUGUUGAAAUCCUUUUGUAAAAGUUUAAAUUUACCACUGUGACAAGCAGACAAGAUAGAAAUAAUACAUUCUAUAUUAAUCUGAAAUAGGCUUUUGU